AUGGCGCGCGAUAGAAGAGCACUAACUUCUUUUGAGUUGCAAGUAGAGGCAGAACAAGCAGCCGAUGAGUUACAUAAUUAUGAAAACAUGAGUGAUGAUUUUUCUGAUUAUUCAAACUCAGAUUUGGACCCUACGUAUGAACAAACAGAUGCCACAUGCUCGAGUGAAUCUGAUAACGAACCGAACAAAAUCGGUAAACUGAUAUUUCUUAUCAAACACACACCUUCACUUUGCCACAAACAUCAGAAAACACUCAUAUCGUAUCACCUAAACCGGCGAGAAUCCAUUGGAUUACCGUUUGGGCUCACUCCACAACCAUUAUUCUUCUAUAAUAAUCCGCCAUCCCCAACUUCCUCUUCCGGAACAUUCAGAGCGAAUACUCCACCAAGUCGUUUCACGCCGUAUGAAAGAUCUUCGACUCCCGAUGAUACACAGAACUCCAAUAAUGAUACUAUACAAUUAAGUAUCAUUUUAGAUGAAACUUCAAGAGGAAACAUACUCGUUCAUUAUUACAACAAAUUUUCCAUGUUUCAAGAAGAACAAAGGUCUUCACUGAUUUCACUUGUUGCGUUCUAUUUUGAAGAAAAGGGAAUAAAAAUGACGCUAAGUUCUAGUCAUCAAAUGGAACGACAAAUUUUGGAAAGAUUUCCGACAGAAAAAAUUGAACGAGUCGUUCCUGGCUUCACCUCAAAACAAUUCCAACAACAUUUCCGAAUAACCAUCGAUGCUUAUGAACAUCAACUUAAUGUGAUGGGGCCUCAAAUAAUGUCUAGGCAGGAUGAAGUUGGCAUGCCAAAUAUUAACGCAGAGAAGCAAUUAUUGGCUGUUAUCUGGUUGCUAGCCACACCAGACUCUUAUAGGUCAGUUGGAGAAUAUUAA
This is a messenger RNA of Brassicogethes aeneus, 879 nucleotides long. The record is from the annotation of a GenBank genome assembly. NCBI's taxonomy places the organism in Eukaryota, Metazoa, Arthropoda, Insecta, Coleoptera, Nitidulidae.